AUGGCGGCAUCGGGAGGGCUCGAGCAGUGGCAGAAGGACGGGUUCUUCCAGGCGGCCGAGGAGGUGCAGGAGUCGGCGGACUUGAUGGAAUCUGUCUAUAGAACUUGGAUGCGUGAGCGAUGUAAUGGUUCUAGCUCAGAGGAGGUAGACAAUUUGCAAAGGGAGCUUCAGACAGCUUUAGGGACUGCAAAAUGGCAGUUGGAACAGUUUGAGAGGGCUGUAAGUUCAAGCAACGAUAAGUAUUCACUGGAAGAGGGUACAGUAGCAAGGCGUCGGCAGUUUGUUGUAGCCAUUGAGGAUCAAAUUUCUCGUGUAGAGAAAGACAUAAACGGUUCUUUAAUGGACAAUGGCACGCAAGGGCUCAAUUGGGUGAAGUUAGAUGAUGAGGAGCGAGAUGAUUUAGUCGCUUUCCUUUCAGCACCUGCAGACUUCUAUUCAGAAAUGAAGAGCACAGACAGCAGUAACCAUGUCCCAUCUAGACAAAAAAAUGUGCGAGUUGGCAUGAACGAUCAGAGUGAUCCAGCUUUAAUCAUUAAAGACAUAUAUGAAGUGCCACGCAGAGAAAUUUCUACUGUUAAGAGUGAUGUUUGUGGUCUAGCUGAGGAGUUACAUGGCCUUAGAAGAAAUUUGAGUGUAGGUAAUGAUCAUUGGAAGAUUGACAUUGGUAACGAGAUGGUUGAUGAUAGAAAAUCGUCCCCAAACGCAACUGGGGUUCAGGCUACAAGUCAGACUGCUUUAUCAAGCAUCCGGAGAAGCACAAAAUCUUUAACAAGAGUGACAUGGUUUUGGAAUAGCUUGUGGAAACCCAAGAGUGAUGAAAAUCGCUCAUUAAGAUAUGAUAUGUCAAAUAAUCUUGACCUCAGGUUUCUAUCCUUAUUAACACAGAGAUUUAAUGGGCUAGCCGAAAGAAGCAGAAAUUAUUUGACAAGUUGGAAGGAAAAUUCCAGAAUUUCUGGACGGACAGGUGGGCUUCAUAUACAAGGCCAACAACAGAACAUUCAAUUUGGUCGUUCUAUUCGGAUCACCCUCUUACUGGUGUUGAGCAUCUUUUUGAUUGGUCAGUGCCAAACUUAUCUAGCAUGA
This is a messenger RNA of Miscanthus lutarioriparius, 1083 nucleotides long. Lineage: Eukaryota; Viridiplantae; Streptophyta; Magnoliopsida; Poales; Poaceae. The record is from the annotation of a GenBank genome assembly.